Molecule: messenger RNA, 898 nt
Organism: Daphnia pulex (common water flea)
Lineage: Eukaryota; Metazoa; Arthropoda; Branchiopoda; Diplostraca; Daphniidae
Exons: 3
Coding region: 131-565 (144 amino acids)
Biological process (GO): regulation of synaptic transmission, cholinergic; sleep; positive regulation of voltage-gated potassium channel activity
Source: RefSeq, a predicted model, not a curated record
GAACGCAGAGAGAUUCGACGCAGACGUUGGCAAGCUAUUCAGAUCGACAGUUGAGUGUUUUAUAAGCCUCUCGUAUCCAACUGUUAGGCUGCACCUACAAGUUUCCUUUCCAUCCAUCUAAAAAUCCGAAAUGAAUUCUCUGAUCUUGUGCUCGAUUGUCUUGUCCGCCUUCUUCAUUUCCACUGGCGAUGCCAUUAAAUGCUACGUAUGCAACUCUGCAACAAACAAGACGGGAUGUUCCGACACUCACACGUUAAACCCCAAUUUCUUGAGGGACUGCAACGAACUGUCCGGAGGAGCUAAGCAGCACACUGUUUGCAGGAAAAUUGACCAAGACGCACCAGAUAUCGCUGGAAUCGAGUCCAACGUCAGGGUAAUUCGCGAAUGUGGUCAAGAUGAUGUGGCUACCAAUGCUUGCACCCAGAAAACUGGAAUGGGUGGUCGCCAAUUUAUUUGCACUUGCGAUCACGACGGCUGCAACGCUGGCGCUAACGUUAAGAUGGUUUUGUCCACUUUGUUUUCGUUCGCCGUUGUGGCUCUACUAGGUCCAAAAUUCCUGUUGUAAAUUAUUAGAUUAUUUUAAAGAAAUAUCGAGCAUAAUGAAAAACAAACAAAACAAAAAUUAGAGCUAAAUUAAUCAGACACCGCACUGUUAUAACAUUUCAAACAAUUUUGGUUUAAGGACGCAAUGGAUUUCUGACUAUCUUGCUAAAAGAAUAAAACGAUACAUGAGAAAACAGGACAGAGGUCGUCUAGUUGUGAAACAGAAAAGCGCAGCAUCUACUGUAUUUUUCUUCCGUGCAAAGUUCAACUGAAAACACGAUUUUUACAAGAGUUUGUUCGUUUUACAUCAAAGGAUCUUCUUUAAUAAAUAUUCAUCAUAGUUUCUUCAUACGUA